Messenger RNA from Sebastes umbrosus (honeycomb rockfish), 2791 nucleotides. RefSeq names its product SRY-box transcription factor 1a (gene sox1a). Gene Ontology annotation, biological process: regulation of DNA-templated transcription; anatomical structure morphogenesis; cell differentiation. Gene Ontology annotation, molecular function: DNA-binding transcription factor activity, RNA polymerase II-specific; RNA polymerase II cis-regulatory region sequence-specific DNA binding. Bases 1445 to 2491 code for a protein of 348 amino acids. The transcript has 2 exons. NCBI's taxonomy places the organism in Eukaryota, Metazoa, Chordata, Actinopteri, Perciformes, Sebastidae. The record is from RefSeq and is a predicted model, not a curated record.
CACAAUGAGAGGAACAAAUAAUCAUAAUCAUAAUGUAAUUAAUAAUCCAGAUCGAUCCUUAAAUCUACACCAUGACAACUGGUCCUUUUUUAUUUUUUUAUUUUUUUAAUCAAUUUACUUCAUCAGAUUUAAUGCCAUUGUGGAUUUGUGACGUAUAUUAAUUUAGACCUAUAUUAAGAUAUGCUUUAAAAAAAAAAAGAGAUGUAUUUUGUUAAAUUUUGAAAUAACAAAUGUGCCAAUUUAUAUUGGCUUGUAUUACUUAUCUGGUUUGGUCAAUACAAUAUUAAUCCUUGCUUUUAAAUUCUGAAAUAAAUAUAUAGGCUACAUACUUUUUAUGAAUUUGACUUGUCAUGUGAUAAGUAUUAAUAUUGAGUGUUAUUCCCAUUUCUUUAUUAUAAGAAGGAGUCAGUGUUGUUUUUUCUUUAUUUUAGUUGGUUUAUUUGUUUUGUGGUGUGAUGGCUUCACUGGUCCUCUUGUUGCUCGCCGGGUGUCAUCAUUAUAUUGUCAUCUUCCUCAGGCCUUUAAGCCACAUGGCUGGAAAACGUUUAUUGACCAUUGUGAUAUCCCGUUAACCCUAUUACAACACAGACUCAUGGAUCUGUCCGAGUGAUCCCGCUCCCUCAGGCCCUAAACACAGAGCUACAUCAAGCUUAAGCUCCAAUUAAAAUAAAAAAAAAAAAAAACAGCAAAGAAUGAUAGAAUGAUUAAAUCGUUAGUCUCGCCGCGGGAAGUGGUAUUUCGUUUUCCCUUUCAAUUAGAGGUUGAUUGGGCUUUUCAGAGGAGGUCAGCUGUGAAAUCUGGAUUAGAUAUGCGCGCAGGACUCGGAGACACAUAGACCGGUUUUCCAUCUCACGGUUUACAAAACGGGCUGCUGGGUGUUAAAUAAUGGACUUAUGGUGUAAAAAAAAAAAAAAAAAAAAAAGUCCACUGAAAAUGACAACAGCAGAUUUUACACGUGGCCUUUCUUUUCCAUCUUUACGCAGAGACACACAGACCUGCAGGACUCAUCCACCGCCGCCAGCAGACGGCGGUACCGGCGCUUUGCCCCGUCACCUGACCAAACGCCAUGCAAAUCACUCUGCUGCUAGAGCCCCAUUGGCCUGCUUGUGGCUCAUUUAACCGAGCUGUCAGUGCGCAUCAUAUGGCCGCCCAGCUUUAACCAACUUCUCCAACUCCGACAAGGGAAAAGUGGCUCUCCAAUGCGCAUUCUUCUAUCUUCUAUCACAGUGGAUGUGAACCAAACCCAAGGCGACGACGACAGGGGUUGAAAAUACUGGUUGGAGAAACAUUUUAUAUCCACUUUUCGGAUUAAUUUUCAUCUUGAAUCGUUUUGGGGGUUAGAAUAAUAAGUUUGUGUGCGCACCUGAUCUCGUGCGCGCCUAUAGAUUUGAAAUUGACUUUUUUUUUUCUCUGUUGGUGGCAAAAGUUUAAAACAACAGCUUGAAUGUAUAGCAUGAUGAUGGAGACUGACCUUCAUUCCCCCGGCCCCCAAACGAACACGACCACGGGGCAAACGGGUCCAAACGGCGGCUCCAAAGCGAACCAGGAGCGCGUGAAGAGACCCAUGAACGCCUUCAUGGUGUGGUCCAGAGGCCAACGCAGAAAGAUGGCACAAGAAAACCCCAAAAUGCACAACUCUGAAAUCAGCAAGCGACUGGGCGCCGAGUGGAAAGUGAUGUCCGAGGCUGAGAAGCGCCCUUUCAUCGACGAGGCGAAACGGUUGCGCGCCAUGCACAUGAAGGAGCAUCCGGAUUACAAGUACAGACCGAGACGGAAGACCAAGACGCUGCUGAAAAAGGACAAAUAUUCCCUCGCCGGUGGACUUCUUUCUGGGCCCAGUAGUGGUGGUGUUGGUUUAGGGGUCGGAAUGGGUUCACCCGGGCAAAGGUUAGAGAGCCCCGGAGGUCACGGAGGCUCCGCGAGCUCCGGCUACGCGCACAUGAACGGCUGGGCGAACGGUGCGUACUCCGGACAGGUGGCUGCAGCAGCGGCGGCAGCGGCGAUGAUGCAGGAGGCUCAGCUCGCCUACAGCCAGCACCCUGGCUCUGGACAUCACCACCACCACCAUGCACACCACCACCACGCACACAACCCGCAGCCCAUGCACCGCUACGACAUGACGGCGCUGCAGUACAGCCCCAUCUCGAACUCUCAGAGCUACAUGAACGCGUCUCCGUCCGGCUACGGAGGAGGGUUAACCUACACACAGCAGCACUCCUCCGGCGUCUCCUCCUCCUCCUCCUCGGUGGCCGCUGCCAUGGGCACGUUAGGGUCGCUGGUGAAGUCGGAGCCGAGUGUAAGCCCUCCCGUCAGCAGCACACACUCACGGGGUCCUUGCCCCGGAGACUUGAGAGAGAUGAUAAGCAUGUAUUUACCCACCGGAGAGCCGGGAGACCCGUCAAUGCAGAGUAGACUCCAUGCCUUGCCGCAGCAUUACCAGAGCGCCUCGGCAGCUGGAGUGAACGGGACGGUCCCUCUAACACACAUUUAAAAAAAAACUCACAGAAUAAUUGAAAAAACUUGCAAAACGAACACAUAACCAAAUAUUUACCUCUUUUCUAAAAAAAAAAUAACCCCCGGUACCCGAGAAACUACCUGCAUUUUUUUGUACAGAAUGUUUAUGAUAUUGUAAAAUGAAGGGUAAAUAAUAGUUUUCUUUUUGAAUAGCCACCAGUGGAGUUAUAUAUAAUGAUGCUGAGAUAUUGUGCUAUAUCAUCUUUUUGUCCAUUACUUCACAGUCUUAGUUGAAGGGUUAUACGCCAGGUUCACAUUUGGGGUGGUAUUUGGUUCA